AGAAAGAGAAACUGAAACUGAAGUGUAGUUGAGCUGUUGUGUGUUUGUGUCUCUGUGUUCAUGCAGUAAAAUGGCAGAAGCCAGAAUUUCUCAGGAUGAGUUCAUGUGUCCAGUGUGUCUGGAUCUCCUGAAGGAUCCAGUGACCAUUCCCUGUGGACACAGUUACUGUAAGAUCUGUAUUACAGACUGCUGGGAUCAGGAGGAUAAGAAGAGAGUCUACAGCUGCCCUCAGUGCAGACAGACUUUCAGUUCAAGACCUGCUUUAGCUAAAAACACCAUUCUGGCUGAAGUGGUGGAGAAACUGAAGAAGAUUAAACUUCCCGCAGACUGUUAUGCUGGAGAUGUGCAGUGUGACGUCUGUACUGGAAAAAAACACAAAGCCGUCAAGUCCUGUCUGGUGUGUCUGAACUCUUACUGUCGGAAUCACCUUGAACAACAUGAGAGUUUCUUUAAAGGAAAGAGACACAAUCUGACUGAAGCCACUGGACGACUGCAGGAGAUGAUCUGCCCAAAACACGACAAGAUCCUUGAGGUUUUCUGCCGCACUGAUCAAAAGUGUAUAUGUCUGCUGUGUACGAUGGAUGAACAUAAAAACCACGACACUGUAUCAACUGCAGCACAGAGGACAGAGAAACAGCAUCAGCUGAAGGAGACGCAGAGGUCAUUCCAGCAGAGGAUCCAGCAGAGAGAGAAAGAUCUUCAGCAGCUGAGAGAGGCUGUGGAGUCUCAUAAGCGCUCUGCACAGAGAGCAGUGGAGGACAGUGAGAGGAUCUUCACUGAGCUCAUCCACUCCAUUGAGAGAAGCCGCUCUGAGGCCACACAGCGGAUCAGAGAUCAGGAAAAGACUGCAGUGAGUCGAGCUGAAGGACGACUGGAGCGACUGGAGCAGGAGAUCAAUGAUCUGAGGAGGAGAGAUGCUGAGCUGGAGCAGCUUUCACACACACAGGAUCACAUCCAUUUCCUGCAGAGUUUCCAGUCUCUCUCAGUUCCUCCUGAAUCUACAGACGUAAAUGACGAUCCCUUCAGUUCUCUCUCCUCUUUUGAUGUUGUGAGAGAAUCUGUCCGUCAGCUGAGAGACAAACUGGAGGAUUUCUGCAAAGAGGAGCUGAAGAAGAUCUCUGACAGAGUCACUUUCACCAACAUUGUUCCCAGAACCAGGAACGACUUCCUACAAUAUUCCCAUCAGCUCAAUCUGGAUCGGAACACAGUGAAUAAACGCCUCCGUCUGUCUGAGAGGAACAGAGUGAUCACUAACAUUUUCCCAGAGCUUCAGCCAUAUCCUGAUCAUCCAGACAGAUUUGAUCAUCCUCAGGUGUUGUGUAGAGAGAGUGUGUGUGGACGCUGUUACUGGGAGAUUGAGAGGAGUGGUGGUGUAGAUAUAUCAGUGUCAUAUAAGAGCAUCAGCAGGAAGGGAUCGGGUAAAGAGUGUGUGUUUGGAUGUAAUGAUCAGUCCUGGGGUUUGUUCUGCUCUUCCUCCAGUUGCUCAUUGAGUCACAAUGACACAGAGACUAAACUCCCAGUAAAGCCCAUCAGCAGUAGAAUAGGAGUGUAUGUGGAUCACAGUGCAGGAACUCUGUCCUUCUACAGCGUCUCUGGAGACACAAUGAGCCUCAUCCACACAGUCCAGACCACAUUCACUCAACCGCUCUAUCCUGGGUUUGGUGUUUAUAUUGGAUCAUCAAUGAAACUGUGUUGAUGAAUCUACCCAUAAUACUUUCAUUCUUUCAUUACAUCAAGUCUCUAGGGGAAUAUUAUUCUAAAUUAAGUGCAUUCUCCUUAAAAAAGGCAAAAAUAUCUUUAAAAUAAUAAUAAAAUAUGUUCUUUCUAUUGCUUCCAAGUUUCAACAAAUAAAUUAGACUUGAAUUGUAAUGAUUCAUGACUGCUGUGUAUGCCUAAUGAUGAUGAUACAAUGCUUUCUCGUGAAUAAAGGUAUAUAAAUAAGAUUUUAAUAAAUAAAAAUUAUUCUUUCUACGGCUUCCAGAUUUCAACAGUUAAAUUACAAACUAGUAUUACUGCUAUGUAUGUCCAAUGGAGCUGUUUUUUAUAACAGUAUAACAGUAUGUUUAUACGACAACGAUGUACUAAAAUUGUCACUGAUCAGAUUUCCUUAGGAUGAAGAAAUAAAAGGCCUUAUUGACUUUUUUUUUUUUUUUUUU
Molecule: messenger RNA, 2156 nt
Organism: Ctenopharyngodon idella (grass carp)
Lineage: Eukaryota; Metazoa; Chordata; Actinopteri; Cypriniformes; Xenocyprididae
Product: tripartite motif-containing protein 16-like
Exons: 6
Coding region: 71-1696 (541 amino acids)
Molecular function (GO): protein binding; zinc ion binding
Source: RefSeq, a predicted model, not a curated record